Messenger RNA from Aaosphaeria arxii CBS 175.79, 1056 nucleotides. RefSeq lists its product as uncharacterized. Lineage: Eukaryota; Fungi; Ascomycota; Dothideomycetes; Pleosporales. The record is from RefSeq and is a predicted model, not a curated record. Bases 1 to 1056 code for a protein of 351 amino acids. The transcript has 2 exons.
AUGGGCGUCUCAAAGCGAUCGCAUUCCCGAUGGCUCGCACAAAAUUCGUCCUUCGUCUCCCAAUCUCCUGUUCCUUCCUCACAAUCAUCCACCAACGCGAACCAUGCCAACAAUUCCCAAAACAACGCACAAUCCGAAGCAACAAUAACCAGCAGUCGCCGUGACAAGAAGCGGUAUUCCCUCCCUGGACAAUGGCCUUCCUUCACGCCCUCUAUUGCCUCCACGCCUAACGCGUCAUCCAAAAUGACAGCCUCAGCAACGUCACAGCCGGGAAAUCUUACUCCAACUCAGGUGUCCUUUAGGGGGCCGUUAGUGAACCCAAAACUAACCCCCAUUAAGGAGAAUGAUGCGACAACAGAAGAAGACCCGGACCCCAAUGUGGAUGAUGGCAACGACUCCUUCAUGACCGAGGCGUCUGAACUAAGCUUUAUUGAUCCAGUUCAACGGUCUGACUUUGAGGAUCAACGGUCUAACUUCGAAGAUUCACAGUCGGAUGAGGAAGAGCUAUUCGACGGUGAUAUUGUCCUUCGUGAUGCUCCACGACCUGGACCCUUUCACGGAGUGUGGAAACCUCCCCUGCGGACACCAGAACUACCGUGCACUCAUGCAACGCAAGGCGAUACCCAACAUGCUCAAAGAGUGGCGGUGAUCCUGCAGCAGGAACCAGGGUCGGAGGAUAUCUAUAACAGCCUGAUGCAGAGGGUAGAGCGAAUGAUUCGAACUGAAAACGAAUUGGUCACGCAUGGAGAGAGCGCCAGGCGAACCUGUGGUGACCUUACUACCAAGCUAUACAACUUCCUGAAACAGAUUGCAGAUCAAAGGGUCGUCACUGGCGAGGAGAGAACAAUGAUUGAGUUAGAGCAGAAAUGGGCGUAUUGGAUAGAUACUUGCGCUCAGAAAGGGGUCUUGCACUUGAAAACUCCCGGAUGUAUCUGCAAGAGGAAUUGGGGGAAAGGUCUAGACAAUGGAGUCGUUGAAGUCGAUUCUGAAGACGAAGCCGGAUACCCAAGCAUCGAGAUGGAGAUGCAAAGGAAAUAUGUCUUCACACAUGAAUGA